Entrophospora sp. SA101 is the source of this 2658-nucleotide messenger RNA. The record is from the annotation of a GenBank genome assembly. Lineage: Eukaryota; Fungi; Glomeromycota; Glomeromycetes; Entrophosporales; Entrophosporaceae.
AUGAGAAAAAUAGGAAAUCUUUCAUUUUUAAAUAAUAAAGAAAAUGUUUUUUUAAACAAUUCUUCUUUCGAGCGUCGUAUAAGUUCUAAAAAAAUUCUAGUAGAUGUUUCAAAUAAUGAAACAUCAUUUGAUGUGGGUGAAAUAUCGGAUGAAACACCAUUCGACGUGCACGAAACAUCGGAUGUCACUAGGGAUGGUAUCUUAAAAAAAGUCGAAUCAAUGAUAAAUAGGAUAAAUGAAAAGAAUAAUGACGAUUAUGAAAUCAAGAAAUUAAUAUCAAGGAAGAACAACAAAAAUCUUGAUAUAUUGUUAAGAAUACUUAACAUCUGUCACGAACUUAUUACGAAAGAAAUUAAAGUGACUAAACGCGGGAUUUACUACAGAGAUGUCGGGUUGUUUGGUUCUCAAAAUAGAGUUGACAGAGGAAAAGGCUAUCCUGAUUUUGCAACUCGGCAUUUAAUAAAACUGCUUAGUGACCUAAAAAGUGAAAUUCCUAUUUUAGGUUUUUUUGACAACGAUCCUUAUGGCAUUGAUAUUUUGAAUUUGUACAAAUAUGGUGCUCCAACAAAGUUAUUUGAGAACAAAAAUUGGGCAAUCUCACGUUUACAAUGGAUUGGUUUACACCAUAUUGAUAGAGAACAUAACAAUACUUCUGAAAAUUUAUUUAUUAAAUUAACAAGUAAUGAUAAAAAAAAAUCAAAAGAUUUAUUAAAAAAAGAAUAUUUACCAGAAACUUGGAGAAAUGAAAUACAAGAAAUCCUAAAUUCUAACAAAAAAUGUGAAAUAGAAUCAUUAUGUUAUGAUGAUAAUGAAAACUUACUAAAUUAUUUAAUAGCAAAAGUUGGAAUUAUUGAUGGAGGCAUUGAUUAUAAACACCCAGCAUUUGGUGGUUGUUUUAAAACAGCUGGAUGUAGGAUUCAAUUUGGUAAAGAUCUCAUAGGAAGUGGUAAUAGUGAAGAUCCUGUUGCUGAUGAUGACCCAUUUGAACCUUGUGAUGGUCAUGGAACUUACAUAAGUGGAAUUAUUGGCGCAAACGAUUCGACAACACAUUUUACAGGUGUUGCUCCUAAAGCAAUCCUUGGUGUUUAUAGAGUAACAGAUUGUUUUGGAGACACAGGAGAUGAUCUGAUCAUUAAAGCAAUGGAAUUGGCUGAGAAUGAUGGAAUGGACAUAAUAAAUAUGUCACUUGGAGUUUCAUUUGAUGGUUGGCCUGAAAAUCCAAGUGCUGUAGCCGCCUCUAACUUGGUAAAAAAAGGAUUUUAUGUAAUUACUGCUGCUCCUAAUGAUGGUUUUAGUGGACUUUUUAGUAGUGGAUCUCCCGACUCUGGAAAAGAUGUUAUAACCGUUGGUUCUGUAAAUAAUUUCAAAUUCAUUACAAAUUACUUGGUGCCAAGUACUCAACCAAAGAAAAAGAUUGCUUAUUUUACAAGACGUGUGGGAUUGAAAUUCGACCUUGAUGGUCCAUUAGAGAUUGUCCCAACCAGUGAUGCUAAAGAUCCAGUAGAUGAUGCUUGUAAUCCAAUUGCUAAAAAUCUUACUGGAAAAUUGGCAUUGAUAAGACGAGGUGGAUGUUUCUUUGACGAUAAAAUUACAAAUGCUCAAACGGCUGGUGCACUAGGUGCCAUCUUCUACUUCAAUGUAACAGGCCCUUUUAAACCAGCCAUUAGUUCAUCUAGUGUACCAAUUGCAAUAAUCUCCAAAAAUGACGGUGAAUAUCUAAUAAAACAAUUCCAACAUAGCAAAAAAAUCAGACGCAACCAAUAUUACUACAAUCACAAUCGACGAUUGAGAGUAACAUUCCCCAAUAAAACGGCUGUUUUCAAUGACAUAGAAGGUAAUAAUCCUGUUGAUACAAGUUCUUGGGGUCCCACUUUUGAAUUAGAUAUUAAGCCGGAAAUAAUGGCUCCCGGUGGUAAAAUAUUCAGCACGUUACCUGUGGAAUUUGGUUCCUAUGGAACUUUCUCUGGUACAUCUGCCGCUGCCGCUUAUACCUCAGGUCUUGUCGCUUUAUACUUGGAAAAUUUUAGAAAAAAUCCACACAACAAAAUCAAUAUUGAUCCACUCAUUUUAAAAAAUAUUCUGAUUUAUACUGCGGAACCAUAUAAAUCUUCAAAUGAUGGAAACCAUAAAAAUAAAAUCGUUCUGCCAGUCACCAAGCAAGGACUCAGAUUAAUUAAUCUUGAGAGACCGUUAAAUAACAAACUUUAUAUAACACCAGGAAAAUUAUCGCUGAAUGAUACAGUCAGAUUCACUGGUACAGCAACAAUUAGCUUGACAAAUUUCAGUCAUAAAACAAUGAAAAUCACAUUGGAUCAUUUACCAGCCGGAUCCGUUAGAGGUUUCUUCAAUGAUACUAUUGUUAAUACUGGAGAUAUGUUGAUCAAUAAAUUUUAUGCUAAAGUGACAUUUCAUAAAAAUACAAUCAAAUUACGUCCAAGAGAAACAAAAUCAAUCCAAAUAAGAAUCAAAGAGCCUUCACAAUUAUUGCCAAGCGAAUUUGGAUUAUAUUCAGGAUUCAUAAUCGUCAAUGAUGAAUGUAAUCAUGAAACUUACAGCGUACCCUAUCAGGGAUUAAAGGGAAAUUUGACUACAAUGAAUCUAAUUUCAAGUAAUCCUACGUCACCAUUCUUGUUAUCACCUGAUUUUGAUGAAUUAUGA